UGGAGCGCAGGCACAAUCGUGUCGCCAGGGCUUCCCCAUGAGACAAACACCACGUGAGCAAAGCUCCCUGAGCUGGAGAGGGUUUUGGAGGGGCCAACCCUCCCCCGUUUAACCCCUUCCUGGAGUUUGCUCUCAGUUACCCCCGAAUUAAUACAACAAAACAGUACAAAGCCAACCCAGCCAGCAGGCUGUUGUCGCAACCCCCUCCCAUUGCAGCCUCACACGCCCGCAUUCCAACUGGGCGGGCGCAGAGUCGCCAGCCAGGCUGCCGGGCAUCUCUAUGGCAACAGAAUCAACAGCUGCAGAGCCUGCCGGUGGCUGGAAAGCGCCUUCGGGGGCUGAGCGGGGAGGAAGUGGGCGGUUUAGGACAUGGCUUUCUUCGGGUUAACAUUCCUGGGGUACCAGGAGCCCUUCCGGGAGAGAACACUAGCAUUAGAAAAGCCUGACACAACAGGGCCAAAGCCGCUCAAAGGGGGAUUGUUUCACCCAAAGCUCCCCCCCAUCGGCCCGGGGCGCUUUGAUGGCACAGUGCACCAGGGGAGCUACACCCGCUACCGCGAGGCUGUGAAACAGAAUCAGCUCCAGAGAUCCCCCAACCAAGUCUUCAGGGUCCCAGUGACCUGUGCACAGGACUGCAGCUGGUGGCUGCCCAGGGAUCCCAUGGUCCGAGCAGAGGAGGCCACCCCCUGGAUGACGGUGCCGAGGCAUCCCCUGAUAAGGAGCCCCAUGACCAGGUUUGUGGACAGCAUGGGCCUGAGCAACCCCCAUUUCAGCCUGUUCUGAGCACCCCCGUGGGACCCACCGCCGGGCACGUCUGGCCUUCCACGGACACGGAGCAGCCCCGGGUGCUGGAGCCUGGCAGGCACCAGGGCAAUAAAGCGAUCGAGGCAAUUGGGCCCAGGACCAUGAUUUCAUGGGGAGGCGCCAGGCGCUGGGGUCUC
Trachemys scripta elegans is the source of this 941-nucleotide messenger RNA. It is a transcript of the gene SPMIP11, whose product is annotated as testis expressed 49. Bases 370 to 783 code for a protein of 137 amino acids. Lineage: Eukaryota; Metazoa; Chordata; Testudines; Emydidae. The transcript is spliced from 4 exons. The record is from RefSeq and is a predicted model, not a curated record.